This is a messenger RNA of Staurois parvus, 327 nucleotides long. The record is from the annotation of a GenBank genome assembly. NCBI's taxonomy places the organism in Eukaryota, Metazoa, Chordata, Amphibia, Anura, Ranidae.
GCACUGGUGGGUGGCACUGGUGGGCAGCACUGGUGGGUGGGCACAGGUGGGUGGGCACAGGUGGGUGGCACUGGUGGGCACAGGUGGGUGGGCACAGGUGGGUGGCACUUCUGGGCACAGGUAGGUGGCACUUCUGGGCACAGGUGUGUGACACUGCAGAGUGGCACAGGUGGGUGCACUGCUGGGCACAGGUGGGUGCACUGCUGGGCACAGGUGGGUGAUCUGCUGGGCACAGGUGGGGGUUCUGAGCUAGUGGGCGCACUGCUGGGCACAGGUGGGCGGAACUUGCGGGGUGGCACUGCUGGGGCACCGAUCUGUGACAACUGC